GGCCACUUGCAUAGUUGGACAAUAAAACGGUAGUUGCAUCAAUAUAUGUGUUCACUUAAAAUCACAUAGACACAUAGAGGACAUUACCUGUUGAUCUCCACAUAGAUGCGGUGUUAAGUUUUCAAGGGCCAAAAUGGGAUCGCUUGAAAAUGACAUCAAUCAAGAUUUUCAGGAUGCCAUUGAUGUAAUUCAGCAUCACUCUCUGCACUACGACACGGAAAACAAAUAUUUCGAGAAUUUGGAAAGUCAACAGUCAUCUGUUAGACAUGCCAUCUCAUACUAUCAGUUCACACCUCAUUUUGAGCCCCCAGGACCUGCGUAUGACUGGAACGAAUCCUCAUCAUGGUCUCACAUUGUGCCAGAUGUGUCUCUAGGUGCCCUGAGUUCGACUGAGCCUUCAGCCUUUUACUCAAAUUUACCACAGCGCCACAGUAAAGGCCGCAAGAAGCUGCGCUUAUACGAAUAUCUGCACGAGGCGCUCCACGACGACAACAUGGGCGACUCCAUUCAGUGGACGGACAGAGGCAGCGGCAUCUUCCACUUCAUCUCGAAAAAUAAAGAGAAACUGGCCGAGUGCUGGGGUCAACGCAAGGGCAAUCGCAAAACCAUGACCUAUCAGAAAAUGGCACGUGCCCUCCGCAACUACAGUCGCACAGGCGAGAUCGUGAAAGUGCGUCGCAAACUCACCUACCAGUUUAACCCGGCAAUACUGCAGAGACUGAGUUCAGUAUCAGGCUACAGUUCAGGCCCUACAUCCAGAGAACUUGCCCUUCAUCAGCAAACGUCUGCUGAGCACGUGUACUACAGUUCUGGUGUCCCUGACUGUCAUUACUGGUACGGCCAGUACUCUUACCAGAGCGAUUAUGACCUCGCCACUGUCUUGACAAUGCAUCAGGACCACAAAACAACCGUUCCAAUGAAACCAUCAAUCACUUUUGAUCCAUAAUUCAACGUGUUUACUGUCUCUUUUUCAAAGUUUGUGAUGCGUUAAAUAUUUUAAACGAACUGUUUCUACAGUGCCUAAUUAAAUACGUGAUCACGGUACGAAGUUUUUUUAUUACAUUUUUUUGCACUCGAGUUAAGCUACUUCGAAAUUAAUUCAUUGUAUCAAAUGACAUAUAAAGCUCACAAACUAUUCCUUUUUCUCAAAAUUCAGUCAACUGUAACACUUUUAGUAAAUUAUAUUGUGAAAAAUUAUUCUGCUUUAAAAAUGUAUUUGUGCUUUCUUUAAAAUAAAAAAGAACA
This is a messenger RNA of Triplophysa dalaica, 1245 nucleotides long. It is a transcript of the gene spic, whose product is annotated as Spi-C transcription factor (Spi-1/PU.1 related). Gene Ontology annotation, cellular component: nucleus. The transcript has 5 exons. Lineage: Eukaryota; Metazoa; Chordata; Actinopteri; Cypriniformes; Nemacheilidae. Gene Ontology annotation, molecular function: sequence-specific DNA binding; DNA-binding transcription factor activity, RNA polymerase II-specific. Gene Ontology annotation, biological process: cell differentiation; regulation of transcription by RNA polymerase II. Bases 134 to 946 code for a protein of 270 amino acids. The record is from RefSeq and is a predicted model, not a curated record.